ACCCUGAACCUUGGCGUUAUCUCGCGCUAUGAUUGUCCAUAUAUGGCUCAGCGGCUAGCUUCAACCCCUUUGGAGAGCAGGGGAAAACAUUGGAAAAUUUUCAACGCGUUGGGCGCCGCAUGCUGAUUUGCUCUGAACCGCCAGCGCUGCCCCAUCAAGGGUUUUGGGGUUCGAUACCCCGCCGUCGGGAAUCCCUGCGUGGGAUGAUGCGACGGAAGAUAGACGUAGAGGGGCUGGUGCCUCGGUGCGCUCUCUCGUGGCGCUCCAGUCCGUCUUUGCGUGUCCAAUAUGCAGGUGGAAGAGACACGGAGAACAUUUGGCCUAUCGCGACCCCCAAAUCGCUGCAUGACAUGACAUCAAUGCCUUGUUGUUGUCGUUGUUGUUGUUUGGGGGGUCGGGGGGCAAGUGAAUCCCGCGGGUUGUCCGCUUGCCGCAGUAACCGACGUACGUUGUCUUGUUUGUACCCUUGCGCGAAUGCGGGCCUAGGAACUUGGUUUCACCGAAGAACACGGCGCCGCUGCAGAUACAGGAACCAUGGGCAUGCGUAUACGGCCAUGCCGUUUUCCUGCCGAGUCGGAUGGUCGGUUUCGACGACGGCUACUCAUGCAACUGCAUGCAGAACUCAGGACGGGCCCGGCCGUCUGCCAGCAUCCGUGACAUGUGCCCUGUUCGGGCCCCUCCAUACCCCGCUGUUGUUUCUGCGAGUUUGCCGCCUGUAGCAAGGUAGGUAGCUUGGAACACAGACGGGCCGAGACACUUGGACGGUGGAACGGCGUGCGACGCCGCGCAAGAC
Messenger RNA from Colletotrichum navitas, 793 nucleotides. RefSeq lists its product as uncharacterized. The transcript has a single exon. NCBI's taxonomy places the organism in Eukaryota, Fungi, Ascomycota, Sordariomycetes, Glomerellales, Glomerellaceae. The record is from RefSeq and is a predicted model, not a curated record. The coding region runs from base 120 to 719 and encodes 199 amino acids.